CGCGUGCAAGUGUAAAAAAUACACAUAAGUGCGUGUAUACCGUGUAGUGCACAAUCAAGUCAAGGACAUUAGGUGAAAAGACAUUAUAAAGUUAAAGCAAAGUACCAGCAGUAGCUCACAAAAACAGCGCUGCGACUGCCAGUGACUACAUACGAAAGGUACCAGGAACACUAUCCCUCAGUAAAACCCUCAGUAUGGCGGGUUUUACCAUCUAUUCCCUGCUGAUUCUCGGAACAAGUCUGCUAGUGUUGGGUUCGCAACAUUCGCCGUACUCCCUGCAGGCUGCCAUCGACGCUUUGCACCGCCGAGAAGCACAGCUUGCGUUACGCGAGGAAGCCGCCGCCGAGCAGCUGGACGACGAUGGCUACUGGAUGGAACCAACCGAAGAGCAGCAGCAACAGUUUCGCCCGAACCGACAGCGCCUGAACCGCAUUCUGGCCAACUAUUUGCGGCGCGAUGAAGAGCCGGACGAUGGCUACGAUCCUUACGACUUGGACACACGCAAGCGUUCCGUCUUUCGGGAGCGAGAUGGUGAGUUAUAGGUUUUUGAAACUGAUUGGCUGGCUCUUUACAGCCUAUAAUUGCGGUUUAUCCUUUUUGCAGAACUAUCCUCCUACCCGACCGUGUUCCGGGAGCGAGAGCAGGAGAAAGCGUACCCGCAUCCCGACCUGUCCGAGGAUUUCCUCAAAGCGGUACAGCGUCUCAACAACGACGAGCGAGAGGAAGAGUUCCAGGAGCGUCUGCAGCGACUGUGGAACAAGUACCAGCAGGAGGAGAACGAAAUCGAGCAGCAACUGUUUGACGAGGAACCGUUAGGGCCGUACGAGAAGCGGCAAGGCUUCCCCAUGUCCGAAUCGGAACCCUCGCCCGCCCAUUACGGUCCACCGAUGCAGGAGCGCAAGCGAACGCUCCCAAUCCUUCCCUGGCUGCCCGCUACGCGCAAGAAGCGCUUCCCGGUGGCAAAACGAUCGCCCAAACCGGACGCAGCCCCAACCGGAACGGAUGAAAAGGUGGCCAAAGAUUUGCAGGCCCUCUUUGGAGCACCGAUCGAGCCGAAGCGCAAACGAUCGAGUGAACCGGCGAAGCCGGCUAGCUCUACGGCGAGCUCCAGCAUGGCCACAACCUCCUCCACCACGACCGUGCGGCCAGCGGUGAUGGAAGUUGCCAAAACGAAGCGCGAUUCGAGCGAUGAGCACCAUGAACACAGCUCGGAGGAAGGCCCGGAUGAUGAUGAGCAUGAGCACGAGCACGAGCACGAGCACGAUCAUGAGGACUCGAGCGAAGAGUUCGAGGGUGAGGAUGACGACAAGAAGAAGAAGCGUUCGGUGCGCAAGCGGUCCAAUCUGGAGGUGGUGAAGGAGGAUCAAAUUCUGCCCGGCGAUAUUGGCGAGUUUAAGACGAAAAAGUCCAUCCAGUGGAACAAGUACUUCGGUAUGGAUCGCAGGAAAAAGGAUGGCCGGAAUGGGCCGGGGGCUGUUGCCGGUGCCGCUGCCGGUGCUGCCGUGCCGUAUCCGCUGAGCUUUUACAAAACGUACGAUGAGGAUCGGAAGAAGAAAAACGUCAACCAGGGCAAGCUGGAGAGCAUGGCGCAGAAGCUGAAAAACAUCGAAGAUCUUAUUCUGGACCAGACCGUCAAGUAUGCGGGCGAUCAUGAAGGAACCAUCACUGAGCCGGCUGAGCUCGAGGAGCUGAAGGACAAACUGCUGGACCGGUUGGCUACCGCGCACAGUAUCGAGAAGAUGCGCCACACACUGGAGCGGCUGAAGGAUUCGGUUAGCGAUGAUCAGCUGAAGCUAAACGAGGUUGAACCGGAGCAUCCCCGUGAGGAAAAGGAAAAGGCUAAGCGUGUAGCAGUGAAGAAGGAGCGGGCCGAGUACGAUCACAGCCAACACAGCAUGGAGGGCAACGAGAAGGUAGCGCACGAGGAGGUGGAAAACAAUCUCGGCGACGUUGACGGCGACAGUAAGAAGAAAAAGCGCACCCAGAAGCGAUACCAGGAGGUAUUCCGAGGACCGGAAGAGCCCGAAAUGGAGGAUGAUUACAGCCGGGGGCUGGUUGUUGAGUCCACUGAAUGCCCACUGCUGGAUGCGUUUGAGCGGCGGUGUCGCGGUGUAGAUGUGCUAAGCGGUGACAUUUACCAGGAACUGUUGCCAGCCUGCGGUGCCCAUCAACUUUGCUACCUAUGCGGCGUUUCACCGAAAGUUUGCGACCUUCAGUAUCUCUCCGAGGCGGACAACAUUUGCGAAAACCAACCCGACUGUCAGACGACCGCCCGGUCGGUGCUGAUGAUACUGCGGGGCUUCCCGGGCCCCCAGCUUGGGCCGCGCGAGUGCGCCAAAAAUCCCUGCCUGUAUCGGGCCAUGGUCGAGGUCGGUGUCGUUGUAAAUUGUAGCUUCGGACGCUUUCCAAGACCUGCUACGUUCACUCUACGCCAGCGGACGGAAGAGAUGUCAUCUGCUAGAGUUCCACCACAACAGCAGCAGCAGCAGCAGCAGGCGCCGGAGUUUUACGGUCCAGACACGCCAACGUUCGAUCUGAGCUGGGACUACAACUACGACAAUGCACUAGCAGCGCCACCGAACAAUGUGCCACCUGUCGUGCACAGUGGCGAGAAUCGAAUCAUCACGGCACAACCACAAUCGCAGCAGCGUGAACGAGACGGUGUAAGCUUACGAAUACCUUCACCCCCACCCGGGGACGCAAUUCGCUCCGUAAACAGCCCCUUUCUAACGCCGUUCUCGCCACGUGCCGGGCUCGACUUUCUCUACGGAUUGCCGUCGGUGUUUAUCCAGCAGAGCUACGAGCUGAACGAAUUACUAUCGGGCGUUGCCUCGGACAAUCGGUUCACGGUACGGGGACCCUCAAACGAAGCGCUCUACGGUGCAUCAGAAACGUCCGACCCGAAGGAUCGGUUCUGGGGCUCGCUACGACCGUUCAGCCUGUCGCUUGUGGACCGCAGCCAUCAGGAGGUGCUACUGUUCAGGAAGAAUCUUGGCUGCGGUGUGUUCUGCUGCUUCUGCAAGAACCAGUUCCUGGAGGUGUGGGCCGCACCGGGCGAGCUGAUCGGCUGCAUCCAGCAGGACUACGGCGUACUGUCGCAGGAGAUCGUGCUGCUGAACAGUGACAUUAACACGAUGUUCCGCAUACCGAUACCGUUCCUGAACGCGCUGCGCAUGCCGAAGGAGACACACUUUCGCGUGCUGGACCGGGAUCGGAUGACGCAGAAGGGAACGAUAACGCGCGCCUGGAACGUGAACACCGCCAGCUACACGAACAACAUCUACUACUCCGAUCCGACGAUGGACGUCAAGUUUAAGUCGCUGUUCAUAGCGGCCGCCUUUAUGCUGGAAUAUCUUUACUUCCAAUCGAAUUGUUGUUAAGAGGACGUGUGUUGUGGACCCCCAUCACCACUGAUGAAGUGAGAGACAGGAAAAGCAAUUUCAUACUUAAUUGAGCAGAGCAGUACAUAUUUAUAAAGUACACAUUCUUUCGUUUGAUAAGAAAAGAAACAUUAAAAAUGACAUGAUGUUAUGCAAAUAUUUAAA
Molecule: messenger RNA, 3545 nt
Organism: Anopheles coluzzii
Lineage: Eukaryota; Metazoa; Arthropoda; Insecta; Diptera; Culicidae
Exons: 13
Biological process (GO): plasma membrane phospholipid scrambling
Molecular function (GO): phospholipid scramblase activity
Source: RefSeq, a predicted model, not a curated record